AUGUUGUCUGAAAAAAAGCAGAAAAGUGCAGCUGCUCGUGGUCUUGAUGCUUAUAAAGUAAAUUUAAUGAAACAAGCGGAAAAAAUUGUACUAGAAGAAUUCCCGAAGAAGGUACUGGAGUUUAAUAACCUACUUGAGGACGAGCAGUUCUCGUAUGAGCGACUUCCAGAAGUUUUGCCGAAUAUUGAUUUAGGGAUUCCAUACUCAGAACAACUAACUGAGUUUCAGAAUGACUCAACUGAACAUGAAAAUGAUGAUAGGAUUCUGAAAAAAAAGAGGAAAAUUGAUGCCAAUAUUCAACCUUUUCAUGGCACUUCAGUCUAUGGUUUUAUAAGCGGAACUGUUAAAUGUAACGAAAAGCUUGCUGGUCUCACCGAUAUCACACGGCCUUUACUUCGUGAUUCAGUUGAAGCGGUCAACAAGGUAAAAAUGUGGAUCUUGUUUUUGAUUCCACGUAUUGAAGAUGGCAACAAUUUUGGUGUAUCUAUACAGGAAGAAACUCUGAGUGAGGUGCGUACUGUAGAAGCUGAAGCAGCAUCAUUUCUUGACCAGAUGUCUCGGUAUUUCGUUAGCCGUGCUCGUCUGGUAACUAAAGUAGCCAAGUAUCCACAUGUUGAAGAUUAUCGUCGAGCCAUUUUGGAUAUGGAUGAAAAGCAGUUCAUCAAUAUUCGUCUUGUACUAACUGAAAUGCGCAAUCACUUUGCUACAUUGCAUGAUAUGAUUACAAAAAAUUUCGAGAAAAUCAAAAUGCCAAGAAAUAACAAUGCGGAGCAUAUGUAUUAA
This is a messenger RNA of Brugia pahangi, 783 nucleotides long. The record is from the annotation of a GenBank genome assembly. Lineage: Eukaryota; Metazoa; Nematoda; Chromadorea; Rhabditida; Onchocercidae.